Saxophila tyrrhenica is the source of this 1314-nucleotide messenger RNA. RefSeq lists its product as uncharacterized. The record is from RefSeq and is a predicted model, not a curated record. Gene Ontology annotation, cellular component: endoplasmic reticulum membrane; endoplasmic reticulum-Golgi intermediate compartment; Golgi membrane. The coding region runs from base 1 to 1314 and encodes 437 amino acids. Gene Ontology annotation, biological process: endoplasmic reticulum to Golgi vesicle-mediated transport. The transcript has 2 exons. NCBI's taxonomy places the organism in Eukaryota, Fungi, Ascomycota, Dothideomycetes, Mycosphaerellales, Extremaceae. Gene Ontology annotation, molecular function: D-mannose binding.
AUGCGUUGCUCAACACUCCCACAGCCUCUCCUAUGGCUGCUCCUCGCCAGCACCGCUUCGACACAGCAAGUAUUGGACGAGCUGUCAUUCGGGCACAAGGAGCCCAUAGCACCGAACGGCAAAGCGAUACCCGGCUGGUCUGCAACAUCCAGCAACCACCACAUCCAGUUCCUCUCGGAUCGAGUGGUCCUGACCCCCCCUGUUCCUGGCAACGCAAGAGGCGCACUGUGGUCGGAAAACCCGAUCAACAGCGAGACGUGGGAUGCAGAAAUAUCCUUCCGCGCAUCCGGGCAGGAAGGCGGGAGCGGUAACUUACAAUUUUGGUUUGCGAAGGACAAGAACGCGAUCAACGUGGACAGCGUCUACACUACUGGCCCGUUCGAUGGGCUGGCGCUGGUCAUUGAUCAAUACGGCGGGCGAGGAGGUAUUGUGAGAGGGUUCUUGAAUGAUGGGCAACAAAACUUCCGCGCACACCCUUCGCUCGAGACGCUAGCGUUUGGGCAUUGCGACUACAGCUAUCGGAACCUUGGCCGGCCGAGCACUCUGAAGGUCACGAACCAGAACGGUCUACGCGUGUCGAUGGAUGGGAGGGAAUGCUUCAACAGCGAGCAGAUUGUGCUUCCUUCAGGAUACUACUUUGGUCUGACGGCUGCCACGGCGGAUCAACCGGACAGCUUCGAGAUUUACAAGUUUAUCGUGAACUCGUCUCCGCAAGGCGGCGCUCCUCCUCCGCCACCACCACCACAGCAACAGCAGCAACAACAGCAACAACAGCAAGGCCGACCGCAACUCGAGAGGCUUGACCGGCUCCCUGGCGCUCCUGAAGCUGUUCCCGACCGAAUGGCCGACGACAUCAAGAACCAGCAGGAGCAGUUCGCAGACCUCCACAACCGUCUGCAAGGGCUGACGCACCAGAUCGCCAACCUCUUCGGGGAGUUUGAGCAGUUGGGGCGAAAGCAGGAGGAGCGACAUGCACAGCUCCUGAGCAGCAUGCCAGGCGGCUUUCCAUCGGAUAAGAUCGACAACCUGGGUCGCAGGAUAGAGAACAUGGAGCGAACGCUGGACCAGGUGAAGCGGGACGUAGAAGGGAAGGACUAUAAGGAACAUCUCAACCAACUGAAUGUUGCGAUUGAGAAUGUCCGGGGUGGAUUGAGCGACAGUCUGGAUCCGGAGAACAUUGGGAGAAUCAUGAGAACCCACGGUCCUCGCCUGGGCAUGUUCGCCUUCGCUGUCGUCGCCGUGCAGGUGUUGAUGGCGGGCGGCUACAUCAUCUACAAGCGGCGGAGGAACAGCAUGCCGAAGAAGUAUCUGUAA